AGUGACGUGUGGACCCAUUCAGAAGUCCGUAGAGAAGUUGUGUGUUUUGUGUGCGCGGCUAACGGAGCGCAGACUGACGGCUCGCGUCCCGCUGCCGGAGUGCCACCGAGCCGGGACACUGGUUUCUCCGUGUCUGUGAUGUGAGGCUCCGCCCACCGGGCCGUCAUGGCCAGCCUCACGCUGCGGUACUUCUGCUACGGCUGCCUCGCCACCUCCGUCACCUGGUCGCUGCUCCUCUUCCUCUACUUCUCUCUGGGGGCGGAGUCCAACCGCGGCCGCACGCCGCUGCAGCACCGCGGACACCAGCCAAUCACGGGAGCCCUGGGGGCCCGGGGUCCGGGGCGCCGCCCCCACCCGGCCAAACAGGGAGCGGAGCUGUCCCCGGAGAUGGGGAUGAUCUUUAACGAGGCCGAUCAGGAGCUCAGGGAUUCCGGGUACCACCGCCACGCCUUCAACGUCUUGAUCUCCACCCGACUCGGAUCGCACCGCGAGCUGCCCGACACCCGGGAUGCCCAGUGUCGGGACAGGUCCUACCCCCCGGCUCUGCCCCCCGCCAGCGUGGUGAUCUGCUUCUUCAACGAGGCGCUGUCCGCCCUGCUGAGGACCGUCCACAGUGUCCUGGACCGGACGCCGUCCGUCCUGCUGCACGAGAUCAUCCUGGUGGACGACCACAGCGAGCUCGACGAGCUGAAAGAUGAGCUGGACCGGCUGGUUCGGGACGAGCUGCCAUCCAAAGUGAAGGUGGUGAGAAACCAGAGGAGGGAGGGACUCAUCAGAGGACGGAUGAUUGGAGCCUCGCACGCCACCGGUGAGGUCCUGGUCUUCCUGGACAGCCACUGCGAGGUGAACCAGGCGUGGCUGCAGCCGCUGCUGGCGCCGAUCCAGAAGGACCGCCGGACGGUGGUCUGCCCCGUCAUCGACAUCAUCUCCGCCGACACGCUGGCCUACUCCCCCUCCCCCAUCGUCCGGGGGGGCUUCAACUGGGGGCUGCACUUCAAGUGGGACCCCGUCCCCCCCUCAGAGCUGAACGGGCCCGAAGGAGCCACCGGACCCAUCAGGUCCCCCACCAUGGCUGGAGGCCUGUUCGCCAUCAACAGGAAGUUCUUCAACGAUCUGGGACAGUACGACUCUGGGAUGGACAUCUGGGGCGGCGAGAACCUGGAGAUCUCCUUCAGGAUCUGGAUGUGCGGCGGUCAGCUGCUCAUCAUCCCCUGCUCCAGGGUCGGACAUAUCUUCCGGAAGCGGCGGCCGUACGGCUCCCCGGGGGGUCAGGACACCAUGGCCCACAAUUCAUUGCGGCUGGCGCACGUGUGGAUGGACGAGUACAAGGAGCAGUAUCUGUCUCUGCGUCCUGAGCUGCGUGGGCGGAGUUUCGGUGACAUCAGUGAGCGCGUGGCUCUCCGUCAGCGUUUGGGCUGCCGCUCCUUCCGAUGGUACCUGAACACGGUGUACCCCGAGAUGCAGACCGUCGCCAACGGCAACAAGCAGCCGCAACAGCCGGUUUUUAUCAACAAGGGUCUGCGGCGGCCCAAAGUCCUGCAGCGGGGACGGAUUCGUAACCUAGCAACCGGUCGAUGCCUGUCAGCACAGGGUCGAGCCAGCCAGAAGGGCGGCGCCGUUGUGCUGCGGCCAUGUGAUCCUCGAGAUCCUGAGCAGGAGUGGAGCUACGACGAGGACGGCCAGCUGCUGCUCGCCGCCCUGCUCUGUCUCGACGUCUCUGAGGUUCGAACCUUCGACCCGCCGAGACUCAUGAAGUGUCACGGAUCAGGGGGGUCGCAGCAGUGGAGUCUGGGGAAGUCCAACCGGCUGUACCAGGUGUCCGUCGGUCAGUGUCUGGCCGUCACUCAGCCAGUCGGACCCAAAGGUUACGUCUCCAUGGCGAUCUGUGACUCCUCCCAGGCACAGCAGUGGCAGCUGGAGCUGUGAGGACACCUCAGGAGGCUUCAGGAAGUCUCCUCUCAGAGGACACCGGGUUUUAGGUGUGAUUUGUCCUUUUAAACUGGAUUCUAGGAGCUCAGUCAGUCCAGGAGAGUCCAGAACCGUCCAGGACAGCCAGGGUGGACCAGGACCGUCCUGUCCUGGGGGACUGUUCAGGACCGUCCUGGGGGACUGUUGGGGACAUCCCAGAUCGUCCUGGACUGUCUGCUGUGUUUUAGUGUGUUUUUAGGGCAGAGUGUGUAACGUGUUGUCGUGUCUACAGACUUUUUAAACUCAUUUCAACAA
Salarias fasciatus (jewelled blenny) is the source of this 2223-nucleotide messenger RNA. It is a transcript of the gene galnt11, whose product is annotated as UDP-N-acetyl-alpha-D-galactosamine:polypeptide N-acetylgalactosaminyltransferase 11 (GalNAc-T11). Bases 166 to 1926 code for a protein of 586 amino acids. The transcript is spliced from 12 exons. The record is from RefSeq and is a predicted model, not a curated record. Gene Ontology annotation, cellular component: Golgi apparatus. Gene Ontology annotation, biological process: protein O-linked glycosylation; regulation of Notch signaling pathway. Gene Ontology annotation, molecular function: polypeptide N-acetylgalactosaminyltransferase activity; Notch binding. Lineage: Eukaryota; Metazoa; Chordata; Actinopteri; Blenniiformes; Blenniidae.